Messenger RNA from Branchiostoma belcheri (Belcher's lancelet), 1670 nucleotides. Its product is annotated as sialidase-1-like. The coding region runs from base 25 to 1128 and encodes 367 amino acids. Gene Ontology annotation, molecular function: exo-alpha-sialidase activity. The record is from RefSeq and is a predicted model, not a curated record. Lineage: Eukaryota; Metazoa; Chordata; Leptocardii; Amphioxiformes; Branchiostomatidae. Gene Ontology annotation, biological process: ganglioside catabolic process; oligosaccharide catabolic process. Gene Ontology annotation, cellular component: cytoplasm; lysosome; membrane. The transcript has 6 exons.
AACGCCGGCCGGCAGACGUCCAGGAUGUGGUUCAUGACGUCGGUUGUGACGGUUCUGCUGUCGAACUUGCAGACGGCGUCCCCCAAGGUGUCCCCGAAGGUUGUGAACCAGACGGUCCUGUGGAGUAGCGGUAAGGAGGGGGAGGUGCACUUGUACAGGACCCCCCUCCUCACCUACACCCCCCAGGGCAACCUCGUCGCCUUCAACGGAGCCCGGAAGUAUGCCUCCGCCGACAUGGGGCCCAAGUUUAUCGCCGUCAGAAGGUCUACAGAUAAAGGCAUGACCUGGUCGCCGACUGCGUUUGUAGUAGAUGACGGUGAGGGGCGUGUCGGUCUGAACGUGGGCAGUGUGAUCGUGGACAACACCACCGCCACCAUCUUCGUGAUGUUUGUGUAUUGUGAGAACUGUAAGCACAGGUCCCUGUUACUCAUCAACAGUACGGAUGACGGGCAGACCUGGGGCCAGCCCAGGAACAUCACCUCACUGGUGGGGUCGGACAUGGUCACACACCCCAGCCCUGGGUACGGUAUUCAGAAAAAAGUUGGCCCGGCAAAAGGCAGACUGGUCGUCUGCGGGCACGGAAUGCCGGGAGGGGCGGGGUCGCUGUUGUUGCUAAGCGACGACCACGGCGUGACGUGGAGGGGCGGAGCCUUCGUGUCCGCUAUUCCGUUCAAAGGGACACGUGACUCCGAGUUCCAUCCGGAUGAGUGUCAGCCCGUAGAGCUCCCGGAUGGAACUAUCCACGUCAUCCUGCGUAACCACGGUCGCUACCGCUGCCACUGUAAGAUGGUCAUGCGCAGUUACGACGGCGGGGAGACGCUGUCCUACCGUACCAUGUACUUCGACGGCACCCUGAUAGAACCGCGCAUCGCGUCCGGACUGUGGUACAGCCACGGCGUCAUGUACUACACGGGACCGGACAGUAAAACUCACCGUGAAAAGAUGACGUUACGAUGGAGCUACAGUAACGGCACAUCGUGGGACGGUUCAUUGCGUGUGUGGGAGAGGGGUGCAGGGUACUCCACCAUGACCAUGAUACCCGGGGACAGUUCACAUCUGUAUGUUCUGUAUGUGAGGGGAGAGGAAAAAUUCAAACAGGAGAUAGCACUGGCGAUAGUACAACUAUAGGGGGGAGACAAAAUCUACACAGAGAUAUAGAACUGGCCAUGGUACUGUUUUACAAGUAUACCACUACACCGCAUACAAGACCUCUCAUAAUCUAGAUAUCUAGAUGUGGACUCUACUAUUCAAAGUGCAACUCGCAAAGUUUGCGAGAAAGGAGAUAUGAUUACUGGAAUUUGCCCUUUUCAUGCUUAUGUUUCCAUUCGUGAUAUCAGUGUGAUAAUAUAAGUUAUAUUUGCUCAGCAGCAUCACGCUUCAAGCAGCCCGUCUACUGGGUAGCAGCCCCUGGCAGCUUGAGAUUGUGUAACACAGUCGGUGAUAUUUCAGAAGAAUUAGCAUAUCACGGGUGAGCAAUGAUAUUUCUCUCAAUGCCUUCAUUAUUUAAUUUCGUAUCUUGAAAGCAUUCUACAUAUAGACUUUUGGACAACAGUCAGACACAGCAAGACAAAUGUAUUAAAUCGACAUAUACAUGUAUUUCAGAAAAGACCAAAGUUGGCAAUAAAGUUUGUUGUUCAUUGUUAUUACCAUUCUGAUAGUACAAAUAAAAG